AUGUCGGCUACCAAAUUGCUCAACCUUCUCGCCCUCUCCACGCUCGCCGUGUUGCUAUGCUCGCAGGGCGCGAUGCCCGCGAACGCGCUCUCGGCCGACCACAACGUCGCCGCCCGCAACGCCCUCGGCGGUCACGGCCAGAUGAUCAGGAAGCGCCGCAACGACACCCACUCCAAGCGCCAGUGCCGCCAGCGCGACAACGCCAAGGACGGCAACGUCAAGCUCGCCAGCUCCAGCAGCGAGGCCCCCGCCGAGACGUCCUCUACCGACGCGCCCUCGUCCACCGACUGGACGCCCACCUCUACCUCUGACGCGUCGCAGUCCACCUCGUCGGACAACAACGGCGGUGACAGCGGUAGCAACAGCGGCAGUGGUAGCGGCAGCGGCUCCUCCGGCUCCAACAACGGCGGCAGCACUGUCAGCGCGCCCGGCGGCGGCAAGGUGGGCUUCUGCUGGGGUGGUAGCCCCGAUGAGCUCGCCAACUUCGUUACCGGCAAGACCAAAUACUUCUACAACUGGAGCGCCAGCAUUCCUUCCAAUGUCCGCGACCUCGGCCUUUCGCCCAUGGUUCAGCUCUGGGGCUACAAGAACGUCGAUGAGUUCGAGCAGAACGUCAAGCAAGGCUACGCCGACUGGAUUUUGGGCAUGAACGAGCCUAACGAAGUCGGCCAGUCCAACAUGUCGCCUGAGGAGGCCGUCAAGCUCUGGCAGGAGCACAUCCAGCCGAAGAAGGACCUCGGCUACAAGCUCGUCUCCCCGGCCACCUCUGGCAACCCCGCCGGCAAGGAGUGGAUGCAGAAGUUCUACGACCAGUGCCAGGGCUGCACGUUCGAUGCCCAGGCCGUCCACUGGUACGAUAUCAACGCCCAGGACUUCAUUGACUACGUCACCGACUACCACGACCGCUUCGGCCACCCCGUCUUCGUCACCGAGUUCGCCGACCAGAACUUCAACGGUGGUGCGCAGGCCAGCAUGGACGACAUCUGGGCGUUCAAGGCUGCCGUCACUCCCUUCCUCGAGAACACCGACUGGGUCCUCGGCUACUUCCCCUUCGGUUUCAUGCACGACAUGGUCAACGUCAACUACGACAACCAGCUCAUGGGUGGCGACGGGAAGCCCACCGCGCUUGGCGCCUCGUACAUCAACUAA
This is a messenger RNA of Schizophyllum commune H4-8, 1149 nucleotides long. RefSeq lists its product as uncharacterized. The coding region runs from base 1 to 1149 and encodes 382 amino acids. Gene Ontology annotation, cellular component: fungal-type cell wall. The record is from RefSeq and is a predicted model, not a curated record. NCBI's taxonomy places the organism in Eukaryota, Fungi, Basidiomycota, Agaricomycetes, Agaricales, Schizophyllaceae. The transcript is spliced from 5 exons. Gene Ontology annotation, biological process: fungal-type cell wall polysaccharide metabolic process.